AUUACAAUUGCCCAGCAAUUAUUCCGAGAAAAAGUGUUGGAAAGUAUUGUUUUUACAGUAGAAGAAUUAUGCAGUGUUUGAGAUCAAGGAAAAAUAUGGUUAGUAGGGUUUUGGGUUGCGAAUUUAUGGUGUGUUCUUCAAGAUUUGAGGAAUGGCAAUGUCGAAUAUGUAUAUUGGGAAUGCAAUUUUAUGAGAAGAGCUUGGUUAUUUGAAGAAUGAUUUGGUGGAUGCUCGAAGGGUAUUUCGAAAACAGAGUUAGUUGUGUUCUUCUUCUGGGGAGUUUUUUGCGAAAAUAUGAAGGAGAUGAUACCCAUGAAGCAGGCAUCUGGUAAUUUAUUUUCAAGAAACCCUUCUGCUAUAAAUGGCGGAGAACAGCGGCAGGAGGAUUUUCAACAAAAACGAAAUUGCAGAAGAUUGGUGUUUUCAAUGUAAAGAUGGAGGAGAGCUCAUGAUUUGUGAUAAUGGGGGAUGUUUGAAAGCUUAUCACCCUAAAUGUGCGGGGGUAGAGGACUCAGUUUUGACAAGUGAUGAACCUUGGAUAUGUGGACGACAUACAUGCUUAAUUUGCAAAGGAAAAUCAUAUUAUCACUGUUAUUGUUGUAUAAGAGCUGCAUGCUCGAGCUGUAUUGGCCUUAUCGAUUUUGUCCAUCUUAAAGGGAGGAAUGGAUUGUGCAAUAAUUGCCUAAAGCUCGCAUUGCUUGUGGAAGAAGACAAGAAUAUUGAUUCUGAUGGGGAAAAAGUAGACUUCAGAGAUCGCGAAACACAAGAGGGCCUUUUCAGGGAGUAUUACGAGAUAGUAAAGGAAAAAGAAGGAAUUGACAAAAAUAAACUUCUUGCUGGUAAGGCUCUACUAGACAAGGAGAAGAUAUGCCAAAUUAGCUCUUAUUCAGAUAAACGUUGUGAGAAACAGGAUGAGCAGCUUUCUUUAGACAAUGAAGAUUUCAACGAUGGCGAACCUCAGAAGAAAAAGCUUAAAAUGAAAAGAUGUACACAGCAGAAAACAAAGACGCAAAGCAAAGUCAUCGGCAGCCUUGAACAAAACAAAAUAUCCUCAAUUUGGUAUUCAACUGCACCACAAAGUCAAUUUGCAGCCUUGAUUCCUGAAAAUAUCAAACUCGUUUACCUGAAGCGGAGCUUGGUAAUGGAGUUGAUCAAGCAGCCUGAGUCAAUUAAAACCAAGAUUAUAGGAAGUUUUGUUCGGGUCAAGUUAGAUCCACGUGAUUCUGAGCAGCAUAACUCUCAUCAGCUUAUGCAAAUUACAGGAGUGUUCUCAGGGAUCAAGCUUGGAUCAAGUGAUACGUGCAACAGCGAGAGUUUAAUUGAAGUUUCAAAUAUGGCAACAGAUGUUAGCUUGACCAUGCUUUCAGAUGCUGAGAUUUCUGAGGAAGAUUGUGAUGUGCUCAGAAAAAAUGUGAAAGCUGGGCUUCAAAAGAAGCCUACAAUUGUGGAGCUUGAACAGAGGGCUAAAAUCCUUCACGAGGACAUCACAAAGCAUAGGAUUGCUCAAGAGCUUGAAUUGUUGCAAAAACUCAUUGAUCGAGCAAAUGAGAAAGGACGGAGACAGGAACUUUUCCAGCAUCUGGAGAAAAGAAAGCUCCUACAGCAAGCUUCGUACCUGUCAUUUGUGCUGCAGAAUAUUCCCCAAGUGACUCCAGAGAAAAUAGAGCUUGAAUCUCUAGAUAGGAAUGACAAUCAUAUGCAUCGAGGAAUGGCUGAAGAUGAGAGGAAUGGAAAUAAGAUGCAUCAAUGCGAAGAUGAGACAACCACCCCUACAAAGAAAAAUAUUCCUGGGGUGAUUCCCGAAAAAGUAGGACUUGAACCUCUGGCUGAAAAUGAGGAUGAGAACCUUUCUUCAGACAAUUUCAGUGAUGGAGGACCUCAGAAGAAAAGGGCUGAAAAGAAAAUAUGUACACAACAGAAAACAAAGAUGCAAAGAAGCGACACUUCACAGAAAAAAGAAUUUGUUGGAUGGGGAUCAAAAUCUCUAAUUGACUUUCUUCAGCUUAUAGGUCACGAUACCAGAGAAAAAUUAUCCCCAUAUGAUGUGACAUCGAUGGUAAGUAAAUAUGUAAAUGAAAAUAACCUUAUCCAUCCGGUUGAAAGGAGAAAGAUCCUUUGUGAUGUUCAGUUAGAAGCUAUUUUGGGGAAAAAAGUAGUAAACAAAGACAAAAUAUUUAGCCUCCUUAUAAGCCAUUUUGUUGAAAAUGAGGAGCGAUUACAAAAGGAUGAGCUUGAUCAUGAUCUUGAAGACAAUGACACAGAAAUGUUGGUGGCUUCUAAAACUGAGAAAAAGGUUGAACAAAACAAAAGAUCCUCAAUUUCGUAUUCAACAGCAGCACAAAGUCAAUUUGCAGCCUUGAUUCCUGAAAAUAUCAAACUCGUUUACCUGAAGAGGAGUUUGCUUCUGGAGAUGAUCAAGAAGCCUGAGUCAUUUGAAACCAAGAUUAUAGGAAGUUUUGUUCGGGUCAAGUUAGAUCCACGUGAUUUUGAGCUGCGUAACUCUCAUCAGCUUGUGCAAAUUACAGCGAGUGUUUCAGGGAUCAAGCAUGGAUCAAGCGAUAACUGCUGUUGCAAGAGUUUAAUUCAAGUUUCAAAUAUCACUGAAAAUGUUUGCUUGAACACGCUUUCUGAUGAUGAGUUUUCUAAUGAAGAAUGUGAUGAGUUCAGAAAGAAAGUCAAAGCUGGGAUUUUCAGAAAGCUUACAGUUGUGGAGCUUGACCAGAAGGCUAAAAUCCUUCAUGAGGACAUCACUAAUCAUAGGAUUGCUCGAGAGCUGGAACUUGCGCUGCAGAAUAUUCCUAGAGUGAUUCCAGAGGAAGUAGAGCUUGAAUCUCUUGAUGGGGAUGACAAUCAGAUGCACCUAUGCUCAGAUGAGGCAACCCUACAGAGAGAAAUAAUCUUGGAGUGAGAGGGAUGGUAAUAAGAUGCAUUAAUGCGCGGAUGAGACAACUCCUCCUGGAGUUGUCAAAUGUGAUCCGGAAAAUGGAGCACCUUGCGCAGGUAGUUAGUAGAUUGUAAGGAUGAUAUGUGCAACUCACCAUCUUCUCCUUCCUUGUUUAAAUUGGUGUUGUCAAGCCUUUGCUGGAAAACUUUAGUAGAUCGUCUUUGACGGAGAGAAGAUGCUUCUAUCAGUUGCAGAUCUUACCUUGGUAUUUUGAAUUUAGUUGCGACAAAGAUUAUUCAGUUUUAGCUUAUUACAGCCAGUUAAAACUUUUUCCGGACCGCUUUAGUUGUUAUGAAAAAAACCAGGUUUACUCAUAUCAUGAUUCAUGAGAAGGAUCAAGGGGUAUAUGGUUUAUUCUUUUCAACUUAUAUCCAUUUUCCAGAAA
Solanum tuberosum (potato) is the source of this 3329-nucleotide messenger RNA. Its product is annotated as zinc finger CCCH domain-containing protein 19-like. Gene Ontology annotation, molecular function: DNA binding. Lineage: Eukaryota; Viridiplantae; Streptophyta; Magnoliopsida; Solanales; Solanaceae. The transcript has 14 exons. The coding region runs from base 362 to 2908 and encodes 848 amino acids. The record is from RefSeq and is a predicted model, not a curated record.